Molecule: messenger RNA, 627 nt
Organism: Geodia barretti
Lineage: Eukaryota; Metazoa; Porifera; Demospongiae; Tetractinellida; Geodiidae
Source: the annotation of a GenBank genome assembly
AACAAUUUUGGCCGUCGUACUCCUGGGCUAUGAUGCCACGAAUGAAGCUACCAUUCACACGAUUUGUACUCUGCCUACUGUGCUCGUGGCUAUGACUGCUAUGAUGGACCCAGCCCCAUCUACAAGUGGCACUGCAGUUGUAAAUGUCACUCUAGAAGAGGAAGAUAUAGAGGGAGAGGAACCACUGGAUAGUAAAACAGUACCACAGUUACGGUGGUGGCUGCUGUGUCAUGGAAUUCAGGUUCCCUCCAGUGAAAAGAAGGCAGCAUUGAUAGAAAGGUUAUUCAUAAAACUACAUUGCAUAAACUUGUUGGCACAGCCGCACUUUACGCAGACUGACUUUUAGACAACAACUGCACAAACAUUUAUUGCAACUGCACUGACUUGUACAAACACGUGGUUGGUUAAAAACUGCUAUACUAGAGAAGGUGAUGAAGUUCAAGAAAACCUUAGAAGUCUCAGAAGAAGACAUCCGUCGUAUUCAAAACGAAACAAGAGGACAGUCAACAUCACCUCUGUGGUUUGAAGCACGUAGACUACGAUUGACUGCAUCCUUGUUUGGUCGUGUUACGCAGCUAAAGCCUUCUACUCUUCCAGACAACCUAGUACUUACAGUUCUAGGAGUGA